Umbelopsis ramanniana AG is the source of this 2337-nucleotide messenger RNA. RefSeq lists its product as uncharacterized. The transcript has a single exon. The record is from RefSeq and is a predicted model, not a curated record. The coding region runs from base 72 to 2156 and encodes 694 amino acids. Lineage: Eukaryota; Fungi; Mucoromycota; Umbelopsidomycetes; Umbelopsidales; Umbelopsidaceae.
UCCGACGGUAUAUAAAGCGAAUCUACCUCACAUCUCCUAAGAACGAUAGACUUUGAUUCCUCCACCUCAAAAUGGCGCAAAAUUUUAUGAAGUAUCUCACUAGUUACCCAAAGGUGUUUCUAAAAGGCAACAUUCGCAAACUCAUGGAUCUCCCUUAUAUUCCUGUGAAUCAAACAUGGGAUGCGUCUUCAGCUUUCGACAAGGAUUUAUUCCACAAGACGAUUCUUGAUAGCCUAGGUGGUAGUCAAAAGAGUGCACUCACUAUGGUGGAAACAGAAAGUCACAUGGUCAUUGAUAACAUAGCGAAGGUCGUUUUAGAUAUGCUUCCUGACGUGCACUAUGAACAAAACGACCAACGCCGGGACGGUGUUCUACAAUAUAAGGCUGCAUCUACCGACACCUUAAAUUCUCACUUGUACCACAGUGUAACCAGGUUAGAACUUGUCAAUGCCAACGAAGUGGUGAAGGAAGAUGGCAGGUAUGCAGUUCAUGAUAUAUCCACUUUCUUUGAUUGGAAAGGUGUCUUGAACAUGGACGAUCCCGUCCACGCACAGUUUAUAAAAGAUUACAACGACCCAAUGGGCACACGUCAGAAGCGCCAAGAACUUUUGAAGAAGAUUGAACCUAUCGCUCAAGAAACCUUCCGUAAAUACCAGGAACAGAACAUCGCCUUCUCCGAUAGCACAUAUUUCCUCAUGGGCUCCAACUUGAUCGAGCAUAAAGCUGCCAAAUGGAUAAACGGUGUCACCAAAGGGGGAAAACCUUGCAAAAUGUAUAUGAUGCUACUUGCUCCGGGCGGUACUCAUGCCUUUGCUGGAUUCAUCGUGCAUGCAUUCGCUGUUGUGGGUCCCAACACCAUCGUUUCUUUUGUCAUUGGUGGAGGCAUAUCCAACAUGUUUGGUAUCGAUAUGGUCAAUUCCUACUUGGCACCCAAAAUGUGGGCUAUCACCAAAGCCGUAGCGGCAGCUCAUGAAUCUUUCAACCAAAGGAAACUGAAGGGAGAGAUACCCCAAAAUAUAGUAUGGAAAGACUAUCUUGAGCAAAACUAUGUUAGGCUUGUACAAGCUUGGACGUUUAUGAAGGUCAUAGUCGGCUGUGGAAGUGAACUAGGGAUCACUGCUAAUAAGAUCACUGGCCAGUACGUCGGUCAAGCUCCAUCUAAAGAUGAAUACGUGGCCCUUCGCGAAGUGGAGAGGAACGCAAAAGGCGCUUACGAUCUGUACUUGACAUUUUCGUACGCUCCUUGGGGCGAAUUAGUAUUCGCAGGGCAAGAGGAGAAAGUCAGAUUUGAGAAUCUCAAAGAUGGAUUUCAAUACGAUGGACUUCGUGCUGAUAUCGCUCUUUCGGUCUUCUUGACUGGCUCAGCAUUUCUCUACGACUUGUACGAAAGCCAUUCCGGUCACCAAGAGACGGAAAAGUCCUUGUCCAAAUUUGCUGAGGAUCCCACAACAGCUGCGUACGUAGAUAAGCAAUUACAAAAUCGCAUCAACGAUGUGUUGGAUCCUGUCAGCAAAAUGCUCGAAAGCAACAAAAAGAUCGUCCAAAAGUAUCUGGAUGAGCAUCCCGAUACUCGAUCACAAGAGGCCAGCGAAACGCACGAGAAGAUCUUUACACAAGCAGGGGUUCCUGAAAGCAAUUCAAAGUAUCUGAACGAAGUCUACGACAUGGCUUCUGCUCAACUCAUUUCUGAAGUCCACCAAUCUCUUGAAACAUCAAAACCCGAUGCGUACACUGUCCAGAAUGUCGCCGACUAUCUCCACUAUAGCUUCCAAAGCAAUAUCCACCAACACUAUACCCAUUAUGACGGCAAUUACCUCCGCCCCAUGCUCGGACAAAAAUUGGCCGAAUACAUGACCCAGAUCACUGUUGAGGAAAUGGGGCAAUUGCAGCAAGAAAAAGCACUUCUUGAACAAAAAGGUGCCGAGAUUGAACAGAAGCAUCAACAAGCAGAGAUAGAUUAUCAUGCCGGCGUAACUGCCAUGACCGAAUCUCGUCUUAAAGCCCUCGAAACCGAGCGCACAAAGCAUCUAGAAGAGAUCAAAGCACAGGAAGCCAAAAUCAAGGAAACUGAACACAAAUUUAGUGAAUACAAGAAAAAAAAGGAACAUGCAGGCAAGGAGAUUGAUCAUUUCUCUUCUAUGCGUCAUAUCAAAUAAGAAAAAGAAGGCGGAGCGAGGCAUCCGUUUCAUAUAAGCAACCGGGGCAAAUAAGAGUACUAGUAUCUUAUAAUACCAGCAAAACGUUGCAGGGAAAGGGUGUGCUAGCUAGCUGUGCGAUUUAUAACAUUCCAGAGGACAUCUCAUUUAAUAAAAGAAACGGCGGGAGAGUGGGUAGGCU